GCAAAUCUUGUCAAAUAUCAAUUUUGUUUAAUUGAUUAUAUCCAAUAAAUUAUAAAGAAGGCUACAUUCUAACUAGUAAAUAGCAAAUAUAAAAUUCAAAGAUCGUUUAGAAUGAGAUCUUAUUCUCAACCUUAAAUUUAAGUUUCUUCAACUCCUUUUUAAAUCUAACCAAUGUAUCCUCCAUCGUAGCAAUAAGCAAAUGGACAUGCAGGUGAAUGGGGUUAGUUUUUUUAGCAGUAAGAGUAGAAGUAGUUGGAGAACUAUCAAUAAAGAAAAUAAUAUGAAUAAAUGAGAAAAUAAAAAUAUAGGGAACUAUUAGAUUAAGAUGUAUAGGCCAAACAAAAUUAAAAGGCAAUAGAAAAAUAGGAAGAUAUUAAUAAUUAAAAGUAUUGGAAUGAUAAUGAAUAAGUUAUCAGUGAUAUGCUUAAUAAAUAAAAAAAUGCCUAAAAACUUUAUCAUUAAAAGCUUUGCGAAGAAAAUUUAAUACUGGCACAACAGAGAUAAGAUUAAAUAUAUGAUUAGGUUAAAAGCUACCCAUAAUACUAGACUAUGGAAGAAAGAAUGAAUUAAUUUAGAUUAAAGGAAGCAUAGAUUUACUAAAAUAACUAAAAAAAGAUGGAAAAAGAGUACUAAAAAAUAUAGCAAAUGAACUAGCAAAAUUUGCAACUAAUUGAACCUCAAAAAAUAACUCCUUUGUUUCCACACUAAAAUAUAAUAAGAGGAUCCCAUAAUAUAUUAAAUGUAGAAAGAAAAUAUCUUCAUGAUAAGUGCGAUGAUGUAGUAUACGAGUAAAUUAAGUAAAAAGAAGCUUAAAAAGCUAUGGAAAGAGAGUAAAAACUUAGGGAAAGAGAGUUGGUUGAAAUGCAAGCUAAAUUCUUGCAAGAUCAAGAAAAGUAAAUGAAAGAAUAAAAAAAAUAGUAUUAUUAGUAAUAUUGCACUGAUAAUAAUGUUUAGAGCUAAUUUUAGAAACAACUUCAAAUAAGAGAGAAUUUAAUGAAUGCAAGAGAAACUGCAAUUAAUUCUAAAAGGUCAAAGACAAGAGAUAAAAACGGUAUUGAACUCAAUCCUAUUUACUCUUUAGAAUAUAACUCAUAUGAAAGAUAGAAAUAACUAAACUAAGUAGAUAGAGCAUUAAAUAGAUAAAUAACACCUAAUUCAAAUCCUAACUUAAGUAGGAUUCCAACUAUGAAUAAUUUAAGUUAGGUUAAUCUUGCUCAAGUCAAUAAUGGUCAGCCAUCGUCAACUUUAGUCAGAAAUGGAUCUUAGCUUAUUAAUAGACUGUAGUCUCCAAAUGAAUAAAGCAUGGAUUAAAUUAAUAAUCAACCUAUUUAAAACUAAUCUUAAAUGUCUUAAGUGCACUUAAAUUAGUCAUACAUAAAUAAAAUUUAAAAUCAUGUUGAUAAUUUUAAUUAAAUUAGAACAGUCAAUCCUAAAUCUUUACAAAAUCCAUAAGUUAAUUUUUAUGGGGCUUAAUUGCUGCAUAAAAAUAUUCAAUAAGAAUCUAAUUUUAUCAAGGACUCUUUUGGAAUUCAUUCUAAUCAUGGUUAUAACAUCAUCUCUGGCCAUGUAUUCAACGAUUGA
Tetrahymena thermophila SB210 is the source of this 1581-nucleotide messenger RNA. RefSeq lists its product as hypothetical. The record is from RefSeq and is a predicted model, not a curated record. Lineage: Eukaryota; Ciliophora; Oligohymenophorea; Hymenostomatida; Tetrahymenidae. The transcript has 9 exons.